AUGCUCCGGAUCCGGACCAGACCUAUCAGCCCGGACAACAGAGAGGACUGUGGAGAUCCUUUCAAAUGGCAUGUGCUCACAAUUGAGGGGAGGAUCCAGCUGCCUCCUCGCGGCUGGCUCUGGAGGUGUGGAGGGGAGGAGGAGUGGACAUGGGCAGGCUACUGCUCCAUUGGGAUGAGCGCUGAAACAUCCUCAGAUAUCACUGAAGGGGGUCAAAUUAAGGCUCAAAGUGCAGAAGAAAAAAGAAAGAAAGAAAGAAAGAAAGAAAUUAAAGCCGCAAGCGGCGUCGAACGGCCCUCGCCACACCGCGCGACACCCCGCACCACGCGCCUUGCCGCUCCGCUACGACUCCCCGCUCCGCUACGACUCCCCGCUCCGCUACGACUCCCCACUCCGCUACGACUCCCUGCACCGCGCUCCGCUACGACUCCCCGCACUGCGCUCCGCUACGACUCCCCGCACUGCGCACCGCUACGACUCCCCGCACCGCGCGCCGCUACGACUCCCCGCUCCGCUACGACUCCCCGCUCCGCUACGACUCCCCGCUCCGCUACGACUCCCCGCUCCGCUACGACUCCCUGCACCGCGCGCUUCUACAACUCUCCGUUCCGCUACGACUCCCCGCACCGCUACGACUCUCCGCAGCGCUACGACUCCCCGCAGCACUACGACUCCCCUUACCGCUACGAUUCCCCGUACCACGCAACUCGCCGCAACUCGCCGCAACCCGCAAUUCCCCUCCCCGUGACUCCCCGCGUGACUCGCCGCUCCGCAGCACCGGGACAAGAGCCGUGCACCGUGUUGACUUUAGAGGAGCACCCACCCACGCGCCGCCACCGCAACGUCAUCACUGCAAUUACUAUUAAGAGUUUCUCCUGUGAUGUUGUGCGUCUGCCGCUGUGCAAAAGUGAUGUUUGA
Knipowitschia caucasica is the source of this 918-nucleotide messenger RNA. The record is from the annotation of a GenBank genome assembly. NCBI's taxonomy places the organism in Eukaryota, Metazoa, Chordata, Actinopteri, Gobiiformes, Gobiidae.